Messenger RNA from Fusarium keratoplasticum, 933 nucleotides. RefSeq lists its product as uncharacterized. Gene Ontology annotation, molecular function: ATP binding; ATP:ADP adenylyltransferase activity. The record is from RefSeq and is a predicted model, not a curated record. Lineage: Eukaryota; Fungi; Ascomycota; Sordariomycetes; Hypocreales; Nectriaceae. Bases 1 to 933 code for a protein of 310 amino acids. Gene Ontology annotation, biological process: nucleotide metabolic process. The transcript has a single exon.
AUGACGGUUCAAGAUGCUCGUUUCUCUCUUCCUGAAACCCUCUGGGAUAAAGCACUCACGCGUUUCGAUGACCUCAAGUCAACCGGCAAACUCUUCCACGGUCCAUAUGAAACCACAUUGUACCAGAAAGAUGACUUGAAUGUCGCUUUUCAACUGGCACCACAACUCAACAAGAAGCCGAUUCUCCCGGCCGACGCACCUGAGCGCAAGUCAAACCAUGUCAAGCGUAACCCGUUUGCCAAUCCCGACCCAGAAUUCACGCUGUGUCACGUUGGGUCUUCGCAUACUCUCAUGCUCAACAUGUACUGCGUCUACCGUCCAAGUCUCAUUCUUGUUACUCGUCAAUACGCACCACAGUCUGACUUGCUUGACGCUUCCGAUCUUGGAGCAUCAUGGACCGUGCUGCAGCAUCUUUCGAGAACCCAGGCGGAAUCGCGCUUGAUGAUGUUUUAUAACUGUGGCGCCGAAUCAGGUUCUAGUCAAGGACACAAGCAUAUGCAGAUCAUGCCAUAUCCACAGCCUGAGGAGAUAGGGUUUCAGAUCUUCCCAGCGCGGGCAGAGUCAACGGACCAGGUAACCAGUGGUCUGUCAGGUGUGCCAUACGCACACUUUGUGUUGAAGUUGCCAGUCAACAGCACCAUCGACGAUGUUGCCAAAGCCCACGGAAUCUUACAAUCAGCUUAUCAAGAGUUUUUAAACGGUCGAGGACACGAAGUCUCGCCUUCGCCGCCGCACAAUCUCUUGCUAACAUCUUCUUGGAUCUGCCUUGUCCCUCGUCGACACUCUGGGGCUGAGCGAGACGCUCUCACGAAUGCCAUGGGCAUGGCUGGAAUAGUCUGGGUGGCCAAUGAAAGCGAGAUAGCCGAAUGGUCUAAUGCCUCGGGAUCUGUCGAGGGUCACUUUGAGUAUCUGGGGUAUCCUGUCCCGAGCUAA